Molecule: messenger RNA, 3116 nt
Organism: Malaclemys terrapin pileata
Lineage: Eukaryota; Metazoa; Chordata; Testudines; Emydidae
Gene: THPO
Product: thrombopoietin
Exons: 6
Coding region: 1712-2353 (213 amino acids)
Biological process (GO): positive regulation of ERK1 and ERK2 cascade; thrombopoietin-mediated signaling pathway; positive regulation of hematopoietic stem cell proliferation
Cellular component (GO): extracellular region
Molecular function (GO): cytokine activity; hormone activity
Source: RefSeq, a predicted model, not a curated record
GGGAAGGGGGUCUGCCCCUCCCCAUUCCACGCUGGCAUCCUGGCACUCACCAGACAGAACUGCCCCCCACCUGGGCAGGGGAGCUGAGGGUUCGGAGCUCCAGGCCAGCUGUGUUCUUACCGAGCAGGGGGCGGCCUGGGCUUUCCACGGUUAAACCAACCCUGGGGGACUUUCGUUAACAAUUAACAUUGCGCAAAUAGCUCAAAAGUCACUUCCCUGCAGGCCGUCCUGCCUGCUGGGCUCCUGCCUGGCUCCUGCAGGCCACCACUUCCCCGGGCUGGGCCCUGGCCUGGCUCCUGCGGGCUGCCCCUUCCCUGGGCUGGGCCCCUACUUGGUUCCCACGGCCACCCCUUCCCUGGGCUCCGCCCGGUUCCCAGGCUGCCCCUUCCCUGGGCCUGGGCCCCUGCCUGGCUUCCACAGCCAACCUUCCCCAGGCCUGGGCCCUGUCCGGCUCCUGUGGUCACCCUUUCCCCGGGACUGGGCUUAUGCCCGUCUUCCACGGCUGCCCCUUCCCUAGGCCUGGGCCCCUGCCCCACAGUUGCCCCUUCCCCAGGCCCUAAGGAUUCCACCAGCUGCCCCCUGGGCCUGGGCUGGGGGCUCUGUGCCUGCUCCAGAUUCCUCCCCUGCCCCUUCCUGACCUGUAAUCUGCUCUGGGCUCCCAGCCCCAGUAGGUCCUGCCCCCAAAGCUCACACCUCCCAGCCCCGCCGCAGAGCUGUGUGCCCCCUCCCCACUGCACGGACUACUUGGCUGUUUGCGCCUGGUCUGGACACAGCACAGGAUUUUCCUGCAGCCGCUCGUGGCGGGGAGUCUGGCUAGUUUGGAUGGGACGUGCCGGUCACAUGGUAUCCGCUCGGUUCCCUGGCUGGCUGAGCACAGGUCUGGUGCCUAGAAUCCGAUUCCUUCCCGUGAAUCUUCUCAGCUCUGCCCGGCGCCCCCACUGGGGCAGAUGACUGAGUCCAAGGGUGACCCCAGAGAUGCCCCCGGGGCCCAGUGCAGAAGACAGCGCCUGGAGGCACUUUGAUGGUGCUCGGGUGCAGGGCUAUGGGGCAGCAGGAGCCGAGCAGGUGUACCGAGAGCAGCCCUUGAACCCUGACCUCCUGGCUGGAUCACUGGGGCUUUCUGGGGGAACCCAGCCAGCUGUGCAGCCCAAAGUAGACACCCUUCCGGGCCGCCAGCCGUGGGGAGCCAGCGCCGGGCCCCCAGCUUGCAUGCCGCUCACGCUCUGGGGCACCGAGCUUUCCACAGUCCGUGCUGCGAGAGCCGGUGGGCAGGAGACGCAGUCCCAGUGGGAAGUGAGGCUCGCCCGGCUCCUCGCCCGGCUCGUGCAGCGGGGGAGCUGGUGGGGCCGGUUCACGGCACAAGCCGUAUCGCGCGCCAGCGGGUGAGCGCAGCGAGGUGGCUGCCUCCGGGAUCCCAGCCCGUGUGCAGGACUACAGCGCGGCGAGCCAAGGAGGAAGCCGCGGGAAGCAGGAAGCCUUCCCAAGGGCUCGUGCUCUGGGCCCCAGUGCCUUUCCUCGGAGGUCGAGCAGCACAACAGGAAGCCUUGGUGUGGUCACUCGGCAGUGGGAGCCGUGCGGUGUCACCCGGGGGCUCUCCCGUCCCCUGCCCCGCGGGUCUGGUUCUCGUGCCCCGCCAGGAGCCUGGGAGAAAGCUGCCCUAAAUGGAAGCCGGCCGGGAGCAGGAGAGCAGCCGCUGGCCCCGGGGAGGAAGAUGCAGUGCAGAGACGGCCAGCUUAGCAUGGAGUUGAACAGGCUGCUGCUCCUCACAGCGUUCCUUCUCCACAUCAAGCUGUCCAGGAUGAGCCCGGCCCGGCUGGUCUGCGACAACCGGCUGAUCCAGAAAUACAUCAGCGAAGCCAAGGACAUGGAGAAGAGAGUGAGCCAGUGCCAGGAGCUCCCCUCACUAACGCAGCCCCUUCCUCUGCCCAUGGUGGACUUCAGCCUCCGGGAAUGGAAAACGAAGACAAAUGAGACGAAAAGGCAGGAAAUCCUCUGUGAUCUGGCGCUGCUGGUGGACGCGGUGAGCGCUGCGCAGGGCCACGUGAGGCAGGAGUGUGCGGCUGCCCUCCUGGGGCAGCUCUACAAGAAAGCCAACUCCUUCCUCCUGCUCCUGCAGACCUUCAGCUGGCAGGUCAGCGCCUGGCAGCCGGACCGCGCUUCCCGGACAACGCUGCAGAGCCACCCCAGUGUGAUAUUUCUGGUCUACCGGCAGCUUGUGCAAGGCAAGCUGCGCUUCCUGUUCCAUGACCUGGCAAAGGAUUUCUGCCGGGAAGGAAGCUGGGGGGUGCCAGAGCCCCCAAGCACCCCAUGUCCCCGGCUGCCUCAAGGGGACAGUGAAAGCCCUGCCUGCUGAUGGGGGUGUCCACCAGACCACAGGUGGAGACAGGGCAGGAAGGAAGCAGAUCCUGGCCCCCCACUCUCCACAGAUGGGGGAGGAAGAGCAGGGCAGAGAGGGCCUUGCUGGAGCAGAGGAGAGAUCACGCCCAAGGACAUUAACAGCUGGCAGAGGACAAGAAAGGGGGCUCCUUCAGCCCUAGAGAGGCCCCCCACUAUUGGAUCAGUGAAUGUCGACCCACAGUGAAGACUUGAGAGCUGAGCAAAAAGGGGCCUGGCCCUGAGACUGGGAGGGGCCAAAGGAUGCAGUUCUCAGCUCUGCACAUCCCAGGAAAGGGAGAGGACUCUGCCCUCCGAGGAGGAGCUCCUGUGGGCGCACGGCGAGGCAGGACUCAUUGGCAUAGGGCCUCUGAAUCCAGCCAACACACAUGCAACACGCGCGGACUCGUCCCUGCCCCAGGGCACAGGUGAGAAAACUCACUGCUCAUCCACCAGCCCCGUCUCCAGCCGACCACUGCGUAAUCCAGGGGUGGGGGGCUUGCUGUGCCAGGGGACCAGCUGGCAGAACGCAGCUGUGGACUUACGCACUUGCGGCCCAUGCCCCCAGGUCUCCCUGCGUCACCCCAGCCCAGCCUCCCUGCACAGAGGGUAAUGCAGCACUCGCUGUUUAUCACAACUGUGGCAGUGGAAAGGAGACGGAUUCGGGCUGCUUGCUAGAGUUAAGGAUCAGGAAGGGGGCGGGCGUCUUUUACCGGGAAAACGUCUUACGAUUAAAGAGCUUA